AUGGAGGAUACCAUGAGACAACUAGACGCGCUUGAGAAUGCUAUCCAAGGUGCAACUAACACAAAAAGUGAUGUUAAGAGCAGUGCUAGAUCAUUGGGGGUCGCGAUAAGAGACCUAUAUAAGCUAGCAAAGGCAAUUGGGAUGACCAGAUCUCCCGACUUACUGGAGCAACGAUUGCAGAGUGGGCAGCAACAGCUAUAUACCCAGCAAACGAGGAUGAUGUCGGCGAUUAGGGAGGUCCAGAUAGCCCAACAACAACAAGCGGACCUACUAAGGGCAGUAGGAGUUGAGAGUAAGUCGGAGGAGGUGCUCCUGGCAGUCAGAGCGCUAGGAACAGAGUUGGCGGGGCAAUCAGUAGCUGUUGCACGCCUGGAGGAAGGACAAUCCAUCAAGGAAAGCAUUCUAAGCACUGGCCGUCAGGAAAAUGCGGCUACUAACGAGGAAGAGAAUAAGGGAGACACGGGAUGGAGCGAUGUGGUCAAGAAGAGACCACAGAGAAAGACUGAGCGGCAGAAGGGACAAUUCCAACAGCCAUCGGAGACAAAGCGGCCACCCCGGAGCCGCCCCCAAGCGGUACUGGUGAACGUGAGCCGGGAGGACUUUCCGGAGCUCGCUAAGAAAAUACGGUCAGGGGUCAGACAAGAAGUGGUUGGAGACAGAGUCAUUGGCAUGAGACAAGUCAGGUCCGGCGGCCUGCUGAUUGAGGUAAGGGGCGACACCGCACAAGUCGAAGCAAUUAGGGCGGAGGUGGCCAGAUCAGCGGGCGAAGAAGUGUCAGUCAAGUCACUCCAGGCGAUGACAAUGGUGGAGGUAAGGGAUCUGGACCAGUGGUCAACUAGCGAAGAGAUAUCAGGAGCCAUAAACGCUGCCACCGACGCGGAUCAGGCCGCGAUCAGAGUGCUGAGCAUUCGACAGCAGUUCGGAGGCACUCAGGCUGCUGUGAUCCUCGUUUCCAGAGACGUGGCAGGUAAACUGCUGGCCAGUGGACGGCUUAAGGUAGGUCUAGUUAGCUGCAGGGUUAGGGUUCGGGAAGACCGAAUACGGUGUUUUCGGUGCUUGGAACACGGGCACCUUGCGAAGAACUGCUCCGGCGUGGACAGGACAGGCUGCUGCUGGAGAUGCGGCGAUGGCGGUCAUAAGGCAGCAGUCUGUGCAGCCACUGUCGAGGUUAGAACGGCCUUCGUUAAGACGCUCGCGGGUGGAGUGUCGGUGGAGUGCGGGGACGAGGAGAAGGCGGCCUUCAAGGCACCGCUGGGCGCAAACGCAAAUAAAUGAUUAACGUCCUGCAGAUCAACCUGCACCGGUGCGGUACCGCGCGUGAACUCCUCAACGCCACCGCGGCCGAAAAGGGGAGCGAUCUUCUCCUGAUUUCUGAGCCUCCUAGAGGCCCGCCCGAUGGUCCCAACAGGGUAACCGACCUAAGUGGUAAUUGCGCGAUCGUGCUGCCUGCUCGGUCGUCGGUCGCGGUGGCGAGCAGAGGCGCGGGCUCUGGCUUUGCCUGGAUCAGGACAGCCAACUUGGUGGUGUACAGCUGCUACAUCUCGCCAAACCAGACGACAGACCAGUUUGGAGAGAGCCUGGACCGCCUAGAGGACUCGGUCCGACGGCUGGACCCCGGAACGGAUGUCCUGGUGGCGGGAGAUUUCAACGCCAAAUCUCACGAAUGGGGAUCGGCAGUCGAAGACGGCCGCGGCUCGGCACUGGCGGACCUCGUGGCGAGUCUAGGGCUGGUGUCGGCUAACGUAGGAAGCAAGCCUACGUUCCAAAGGCGUGGUGCGCAAUCGGUGAUCGACGUGACCUUUGCCAGCGCCUCCUUGGCUUCUAGAAUUCGGGGGUGGGAGGUCCUAGACGACUUCACCGACAGCGACCACAAAUACGUUACAUUCGAAGUCACCCCCCCCUCGGGACGAGCUGCGACAACUGCAAAGAACAGGUCGGAUAACACAAACCCAGGCGACCGGCUCGGCUGGGCCUGCCGCAAGCUUGACCCCGAGGCCCUGACCAUGUUCCUGCGGUCAACACCCAUCCUGGGGAUAUCUGGGGAGCCAACGGCGGACCAGGCAGCGGAGGCGUUGGAUGCGCAUCUCGCUCGCGCGGCUGACGCGUGUAUGCCCCGCAGAUCUGACCGACCUGGCGGCAAGAAACCGGUCCACUGGUGGUCAACUGAAAUUGCCCAACUGCGGUCGCGGUGUCUGGCGGCCAGGAGGGCCUACCAGAGGUCGCGCGGGCGACGGGUUGCCACCGAAGGCGUGGAGGAACUGCGGCGCGCCUUCCAAGACGAGCGCAAGUCCCUCAGGCUCGCUAUCAGGAAGGCCCAGGAACAUAGCUGGAGGGAACUCUGUAGGGCGGUCGACAACGACCCGUGGGGCCUACCCUAUAAACUGGUCACCAAAAAGCUGAGGACGGGGAACUCGGGGGCCCAGGCGUGCGGUCGUGAAGCCAUGAUCGUCGACGGACUGUUCCCGGAUGACCCACCCGUGGACUGGGCAAGGGUCCCGCUCCCGAGAGCGGGCGGAAUGCUCGCACCGCUAUUUUCCGCCACCGAACUAGAGGCGGCGGCCUGUCACCUCCCCCCCGGGAAGGCUCCUGGCCCGGACGGGGUUCCAAACGUCGUGCUGAAGCGAGCAUGUGAAUUGAUCCCUGCAGUGCUCUUGGACGUUUUCAACCGCUGCCUGGGGCAGGGGGAGUUCCCUCGGCUGUGGAAGAGGGCCAAACUCGUGCUACUGCACAAAGGGGCGGACAAACCUCCUGAUGAGCCCUCCAGCUAUAGGCCGAUCAGUCUGCUGAGCACCGUCGGGAAACUGUACGAGAGGCUGUUGCUCGGGCGGGUCAACACCCACCUCAAUAACAUGGAGGGAGGGUUGUCGGACUCCCAGUUCGGAUUCCGCGUCGGGCGCUCCACUGAGGACGCGCUAAGGGCAGUGCUCAAGGCGACAGACGAAGCCGCCCUGGUCCAUGCCAGAAAUAGGGGCAUCUGCGCCGUCGUCUCCCUGGAUGUGAGAAAUGCCUUCAACUCGGCCCCAUGGAGGGGGCUGGACGUAGCGCUUGCUCGCAAAGACCUGCCCACAUAUCUGCAGUCCGUCUUCCGGUCUUACAUGAGUGACCGCAAAAUGUUGGUGCCGGGGGGAUCGGUCAGGCCAGUCACCGCCGGGGUCCCACAGGGCUCGGUGCUCGGGCCGACGAUGUGGAACAUUUUCUACGACCCGCUCAUGACAAUUCCAGUCCCCGCUGGCGUUCGUCUUAUCGCCUUUGCGGACGAUGUCGCAAUCGUCGGCUCAGCCAGAACGGGGGAGCUGCUUGAGCAGGCGCUCAAUCCAGCGCUCGAGGCAGUUUCGGCCUGGAUGGCGACAAACGGCCUUUCCUUGGCGGUCCACAAGACUGAAGCUGCGGUCCUCACGAGGAAGUGGUCGUACGCGCUACCGCGACUGACAAUCGGCGGGACGAACGUCAGGAUCUCGGAAGAGAUUAA
Cinara cedri is the source of this 3469-nucleotide messenger RNA. The record is from the annotation of a GenBank genome assembly. NCBI's taxonomy places the organism in Eukaryota, Metazoa, Arthropoda, Insecta, Hemiptera, Aphididae.